AUGUCGCCAAGUCAGAAACAGCGCCGUCGUGGCUUCAAAUACAGGCCUCUGGAAUCCAAUAGUUUCAGGUUGCUCGAGCUCGUUCCUGGAAAAAGUCUAUCCGCCGAUAUUCAUUGCAGGCUUCGGGACUAUCCGUUAGAUUCAGCACCGCCAUACGAAGCGCUCUCAUAUACGUGGGGUGAUGGGGAGAGUACAUGCCGCAUAUCAUUGAACGGUUUAUCCUUUUACAUCCGACCAAACCUUCGAGCCGUGUUGCGUCGCCUGCGGCAACCUUCAAGCACAAGAACCAUCUGGAUUGAUGCAAUAUGCAUUAAUCAAAACAACGAAGACGAGAAGAGCAUCCAAGUGCCUCUGAUGGAACAUAUAUAUACCAAAUCAGAACGGGUAAUUGCUUGGCUUGGUGAAGAGACGUUCGAUAGUGGAGUAGCUCUUGAUUUCCUUCCAUACUUGACCGACAUUGCUAAAUGUGACAUGGACUCCAUCUGGCUAUCACACCUUGGGACUGAAUGGUUUCUUCGGCGAAUGACAUCCCUCAUUCACCUGUUCUACCGUCCCUGGUGGCAGAGAAUGUGGAUA
Messenger RNA from Bipolaris maydis ATCC 48331, 576 nucleotides. NCBI's taxonomy places the organism in Eukaryota, Fungi, Ascomycota, Dothideomycetes, Pleosporales, Pleosporaceae. The record is from RefSeq and is a predicted model, not a curated record.